AUGGAUCAACUGCCCUUCGAGCUGCUUCACUGGAUUUGCAACUCCUUCCAUGACACCAAAGACAUCCAAAACUUUCGACUCGUGAACAAAACUUUCGCUGCUGUCGGUGCAGAGCACUUGCUCCCUGAUGUCCACUUCUUUCUCCACGAAGAUAGCUUCAAGAGGAUGAAAGCUAUAUCUGAGCACCCAAUCAUCAGUCAGCAUGUGGUGUCCCUAUUUUACGAAGCGGACAUUUAUGAUGACCUCAUGAUGGGUUUCGUCGAAUGGGAGUCUCAUGUGGAUUUGCGAAGCUACGUGGACCUGGAUUACGCUUACGUACCCGAUGCGAACAACGACGAGCGUGCGAAGCGUCAUGAGCGGCGUAUGGUCGAGAAGUUCAAUCGGACUCCGCGCCAUCAGCUGAGUAAAGCCGAGCUCAGAAAACACUACCACAUUUAUCAAAGUCUUUGGCAGCAGCAAAAGAGGUUACAAGAAACAGAUCAGGAUUUGGCGUUUAUCACGGAUGCGAUGAAGCAUUUCCCACGGCUAAGGUCGGUCGUUAUGUCAUUUGGCUUUUGGUACAGGACUCGGAGUGAAGCAGUUGAACGAGCGUUCAAGGAAGGUCUAUGCUAUCUACCAGGGGACAGCCCAUACAACGGCUGGACAGAAGGCACACGGCAGCUAAAGGUACUUCUUGAGGCCUCCCUGUUGUCCGACACGAAACUUGAAGCGGUUUUUGCGGGAAGCAUCAGUUGGCAGUUCUUCAGACUGGACGAGGACAUCAUGACCAAGAUGAUCUCGGCCUGUACGUCUCUAACGACGUUGAACCUCAUGCUGUCCACGGGGCGGGAUGAGGAUGGCGAUGAGCUCGGUGUGGAAGCCUCCUGGUGCCGAGAUUUCAUGCGCAGUGGCGUUCUUCGCUCCUUCCUCGAGUGUUUUCCCAACUUGCGACACCUUGAGAUCUCGUUUGACGUCAGUGACGGCCCCAACGACUGCUUUCCAGCGAGGCUGGGGGACGUUAUUGGGGAUGACUACGUCUGGCCGAAUCUGAAGGGGCUUGUCUUGGGACACCUCGAUGACGCCUCGGAAACCCAAAUCUUGGAUAUUCUGAAGAGGCACCGCAGUAGCUUGAGGCAUUUCGGCAUUGAUGCUAUGGCGCUGAACCCGGGCAGUUCGUGGUCGUCACUGCUGUCAAAAAUAAGGGACGUCGUCCAGCUGAAAUCCGCUUGCAUCUGCGGCUCAAUUUCUACUGUCGAUGCGAUGGGGCUGCCGAAAGAAGCCUGGAACAUCACUCCGCUGGACAUUGCUGCCAGAGAUGAGGAGAGGAAAAAAUUAGAAGACUUUGUUCUUAACGGAGGCGAAUGUCCCUUGAAACCGGAUAACAUGGAUUUCAGAUAA
Coniosporium apollinis CBS 100218 is the source of this 1377-nucleotide messenger RNA. RefSeq lists its product as uncharacterized. Lineage: Eukaryota; Fungi; Ascomycota; Dothideomycetes. The record is from RefSeq and is a predicted model, not a curated record. The transcript has a single exon. The coding region runs from base 1 to 1377 and encodes 458 amino acids.